GAUUCGGUCGGAUGGAGUGUUUUCUUCCAAGCCGUUCAUCAUCACCAUCACCGUGUUCCUGGAGCUGCAGCCAUUUCUGCUUAGCGGUGGAAGCCCAGCAGACCCACAGCUCCGCUACAAUGGCCCAGGCCGGCGCGUUGGAGGCCAGCGGCUCUCAGAUUCAGGUGGAACACGACAGGAAGCGUCGGCAGUUUGUCAUCAGACUGAACGGGUCCCAUGAUCGAGCGGUCCUCCUCUAUGAAUAUGUUGGGAAGAAGACGGUGGAUUUACAGCACACAGAAGUUCCAGAUGCUUACAGAGGGAGAGGAAUCGCCAAACACUUGGCCAAGGCAGCCAUGGACUUUGUGGUGGAGGAGGACCUGAAGGCUCAUCUGACCUGCUGGUACAUCCAGAAAUAUGUCAAGGAGAACCCUCAACCUAAGUACUUUGAACACAUCUAUCAAUGACCCCACAUGACAC
Messenger RNA from Cyprinodon variegatus (sheepshead minnow), 459 nucleotides. RefSeq names its product N-acetyltransferase domain containing 1 (gene natd1). Lineage: Eukaryota; Metazoa; Chordata; Actinopteri; Cyprinodontiformes; Cyprinodontidae. The record is from RefSeq and is a predicted model, not a curated record. The transcript is spliced from 3 exons. Bases 12 to 446 code for a protein of 144 amino acids.